CGUUUGGUGCUGAUGUUGCUGAGCUGCAGAUCUUCGGUGGGAACAGAGUGAACAGAGACGAGCAUCACUGCAGGGAACAGACCUGUCUACCUCACCACAGUGUCUUUACUAGGAAACCUCAGCGGCAGCAGCACGAUGACUCUUACAGCAUACAGAGAGAAGAUGCGAGAGCUCCCCCUGGUGUCUCUCUUCUGCUCCUGCAUCCUUCCUCAGCCCAAAGAAGCCACAGUCGACAAGGAAGCAGGCGUGGUGGACCUAAACCUGUGCAACAUCCGCGACAUGGAGGUGAUCGAGCUGAGCAAACGGACGAGCGGUCAGGCAUUCGAAGUUAUCCUGAAGCCGCCCACGUUUGACGGUGGCCCGGAGGUCAGAGCCACCACGCCGCCGCGACAGAAGCCUUCGCUGGAAGAGAUCCAGAAGAAACUGGACGCUGCACAGGAGAGAAGGAAGUGUCAGGAAGCAGAGCUGCUGAAACACCUGGCCGAGAGGAGGGAGCAUGAGCGGGAAGUCGCUCAGAAAGCUCUGACCAAAGAGCGCCAGGAGCACCGCGCUGACGCCGACAAGCAACAGUGGGAGAUGCACCUGAACGCCUCGCAGGGAUUGCUACAGGAGGAGGACAAGCACAGUGUGGAGGUGUCUUGAUGGCCUGAUCACAACACAAGCUGAACUUUCUUUGGAAGCCAUUUUUGGAAGGUGGAGGAACCUGAAGAUUAAUAUGCCGGCAGCUCGACGCUGCUCCGAAAAAUGUGAGACAAGAAGAAGAAGUAGUAGAAACUGAGAGGUGGAUUUGGGACGAAACAUCCAAACUCUCGACAUUCGCCGGAUCGUCCACGUCUCCUUCCAACAAGAUAAACUUGUGAAACUUUAUGAACUGACGCUGCAGAUUCAGUCAUUACUUGAUGGUUUACAGGGGGGUUUUCUGUGCUUUGUUGCCACGCCAACAGUGCCAAUGUGUUCACAUGAAUGAUUGAGCGUCAAAGAUUCCAUUGUCUUCAUGAGUUCCUGUAAAGUUACAUCCAACCAACCAACCAAACCGACCAACCGACACACCCACCUGACAGAAACCUGGACUCAAACCCAAAUGACUCACAGGAACGUUUAAUUUAACAGUGCAGAGUUGACUCAUGUGUGGAGUCUCUGCUCCCUGGAUGACCAGAUCAUUGGAGUGAAACAACCCCAUCUGCUGGACACUUUAAAUCAUGAAAGCUGUGUGAAACGAGUCUGUAGGAAAAGUAAAACAAAAGGAAUCAGGACUUGAGACAGAAAUACAUUAAACACCCCUGAGACACGUAGGUCAAGACUAAGAUGAGUCAAAAUCCACACAAGGCUGGAAAAGAUCUGCCAGUCGGAGAAGAAGCCGAGCCAGAGCAUCACAAAAACCCAGAGACAAGCCUGAGU
This is a messenger RNA of Solea senegalensis (Senegalese sole), 1398 nucleotides long. Its product is annotated as stathmin-4-like. Gene Ontology annotation, biological process: microtubule depolymerization; regulation of microtubule polymerization or depolymerization; neuron projection development. The record is from RefSeq and is a predicted model, not a curated record. NCBI's taxonomy places the organism in Eukaryota, Metazoa, Chordata, Actinopteri, Pleuronectiformes, Soleidae. Gene Ontology annotation, cellular component: cytoplasm; neuron projection. Bases 136 to 642 code for a protein of 168 amino acids. The transcript has 7 exons. Gene Ontology annotation, molecular function: tubulin binding.